CUUGGGGUGUGGAUGUGGAAAGCUCUGGUCACUCGAUCGUUCUACACUUGGAAGCUGCUUCACCAUGUACUCACAGAACAUUCCAUCAGAGCUUGCUCUUUUUGAGUCAUAUUGUCAUAUGAAAAUACCUCCAUGACCUGCCCAUGCAGGCUUCCAAGGAUUCUCACAGAUUCAACUCUUAUCCACGACGUACAAGAUGUCUCCCACUCCCACUCAAAACAGUUCCAGCGAAGUACUGCAUUACUUCUGUGCAACAUGAGAAAUACCUUGGCGAUGACCAGGCUGGUGGCGUGCUCUCUCCCUACCCAAUUGUCCUUCUUGAUACACCUAUUCUGCCUCCCAAAUUUACCGUCACAAAAAGCAAUGAGAUCAACACCUACACCAUCACAGUCAAUGAGAACAUGGUCCACAAUUUAGAUGACCGUGUCAUUUCCUACAAUGAUGAAAGUACUACGGAAUGGGUUAUCAUUUUCAGGCAACACGAGAGAGCAUAUACCAUCGAGAGGAAGGUUGAAAGCAGUUUGGCAUGGACUGCUCCCGAGCUCGAGCCGGACAGACCUUCUAAUCCCCUGCAGAUUCUCCUCAAGCCCCUCGUCUGUACAUAUUCAAUCCCUCCCCAGUUCCUCCCUUCCCAGCUGUUCAAGUUUGAGUCAUAGAAAAGUGAAGUGAACAAAGGUGGAUUCAGCACUAUUGAGAAAUGUAACAAUAGGUGUUGUGUCGA
Pisolithus orientalis is the source of this 721-nucleotide messenger RNA. RefSeq lists its product as uncharacterized. The transcript is spliced from 5 exons. The record is from RefSeq and is a predicted model, not a curated record. Bases 144 to 656 code for a protein of 170 amino acids. Gene Ontology annotation, molecular function: serine-type endopeptidase inhibitor activity. Lineage: Eukaryota; Fungi; Basidiomycota; Agaricomycetes; Boletales; Pisolithaceae.